AGGUAAAACGAAACAAAGAUAAUGUUAAAACAUAAUUAAUCCUAAAACGUAAAAGUUACUGAAUCGGCAGGCUGAAUAAUGUAACGGUUUACUCAUCGAAGGUAUCAUUUAAGUUGUACCACCCCCCCAUGUCCAUCUGUGAAUGGAACUGACCAUUAGUCAUCGUCACAUGAUAAAGCUGGAAUUUUUAGCCGGAAAAACGCACAGUAAUUUAGUCAUUCCUACUUUUUUUGUCUUCUGACAGUGUUUGAUAGACAUCAAAAUGAUAUGCGGAGGACUUACAGAUGGCACAAAUGCCGACGAAGAUAUUCAGAAAAUCUGCAAUGAAGUAAAGUCUCAAGCUGAGCAAAAAACGCGGAAAAAGUACGACGUCUUCGUCGCCAAGGUUUACAAAUCACAGGUUGUGGCUGGGACGAACUACUUCAUCAAGGUGCACGUGGGAGGAGAUGACCACAUCCACAUGCGUGUCUUCAAAAGUCUGCCACACGCCGGGUCAGUGCUGAAGCUGGCUGACGUCCAAGAGGACAAGACACAUGCCGAUGCCAUUGAGUUCUUCUGAAUGACGAAGGCUGACAGAAGCAUACCCAUUUGUCUGUACAGUAACUAGUACAUUGCAAUUAAAUACAAAAUAAUCCGCUA
Messenger RNA from Hippocampus zosterae (dwarf seahorse), 639 nucleotides. Its product is annotated as cystatin-B-like. Gene Ontology annotation, molecular function: cysteine-type endopeptidase inhibitor activity. The transcript is spliced from 3 exons. Lineage: Eukaryota; Metazoa; Chordata; Actinopteri; Syngnathiformes; Syngnathidae. The record is from RefSeq and is a predicted model, not a curated record. Gene Ontology annotation, cellular component: cytosol. Bases 263 to 559 code for a protein of 98 amino acids.